GCUUAACCGAAUUUACUAAUCUUUUUUCCCCUUUACUUCUACAUAUUUUUAUCAUUUAAGCCGAUCAUUAUUUCUUUUUUCAUUAGGAAAAAACAAUCUUUUCUGUUACUCGACAACUGAAACAAUCAAAUAAGUAUGGAAAUAGAAGAUGAUAGCCGCCAUGAAGAAAUCAUCAGCUCCAACAACAACGAUCAUAUCCAUCAAAUCCUUCGAGAACUCAAAGGGAAGAAGAUAUCUAAAUUCAUCCUCCUCUUCCUCAACAUCGUCCUCAUCCUCAUCGGCGGCAGCGGCGGCCCCCUCAUUCUCCGAUUCUACUUUCUCCAUGGCGGCAAACGCAAAUGGUUCAAUGCCUUCCUUCAAACAGCCGGCUUUCCCUUCCUCCUCGUCCCCAUCUUCUUCUCCUUCUUUUGUCGUCACAGCCGUACCAAUCGUCGCCGCUUCUUACUCACUCCCACUCUCCUUCUCCACUGCACCAUUAUCGGCCUCAUCACAGGCAUUGCCGACUACCUCUACUCAUACGGUCUCUCUUCUCUUCCGGUCUCCACCGCUUCCCUCCUCAUCUCAUUGCAGCUCGGCUUCACCGCAGUCUUCGCCUUCUUCAUCGUGAAGCAUAAAUUCAACUCUUUCACAGUAAAUUCGGUGGUGCUGCUGACGUUGGGUGCGGUGGUGCUCGCCGUGCACGCGAAUGGCGAUAGACCAGAUGGUGAAUCGGAGGCCAAAUACUAUCUCGGCUUUAUAAUGAAACUUGUGGCUUCCGUAAUAUAUGCGUUGGUGUUGCCGCUUGUAGAACUUAUGUACAUGCGCGCAGCGCAGGAGGUGACUUAUGCACUCAUUAUGGAGAUGCAGUUUGUUAUUGGGCUUUCUGCUACGGUUUUUUGUGCAAUUGGGAUGGCAGUCAACAAAGAUUUUCAG
This is a messenger RNA of Phalaenopsis equestris, 912 nucleotides long. RefSeq names its product purine permease 1-like. The record is from RefSeq and is a predicted model, not a curated record. Lineage: Eukaryota; Viridiplantae; Streptophyta; Magnoliopsida; Asparagales; Orchidaceae. The transcript has 2 exons. The annotation marks the transcript as partial. Gene Ontology annotation, molecular function: purine nucleoside transmembrane transporter activity. Gene Ontology annotation, cellular component: membrane.